AUGCGGUUCUCUCCCAUCGUAGCGCUAGCCGCUACUAGCACAGCGUGGGUACUUCCCAACGAGCAGAUCGUCGAAUCCAUUUCCGAACUUCACGAGCAAGUCGACACGGCCUGGGUCCAUCUCCCAAGUAAAGAUGAAAUCGCCGACGGCGUCCGAGAUGUCCUCGAUAAUGUCGUGGAGACAUCGACCAACGCCAUCGAUGAGGCCAUGCGAUCCAUGAGCCGCGUCGUAGACCUUGUUGGUGCUGAUCGGUUCCCGGAGGAGUUCUUUGAUGUGACCUCCUGGCUGGAGUCGUCCAUGAUUGACGAUGUCGAUACCUUCGAGGACGACGAACCUCCGCAUCAUGGUCCUCCGCAUCAUGGUCCUCCAGACCAUAAGCCCCCACACCAUAAGCCCCCACACCAUAAGCCCCCACACCACGGCCCGUCGAAUCUGACGGUAUACGAACUCAUCUCGAAAUCGAAGUAUACCACCAAGCUUGCCGCGCUGAUUGACGAGGACGAGGACCUGGUACAGCUAUUGAACGGAACCGAAGCGAACUAUACCGUCUUUGCCCCCGUAGACAAGGCCUUUGAGAAGCUCCCCCACCACCACAAGCCUCCAAAGGAGCUCAUCAAGAAGCUUCUGACCUACCAUGUUGCCGACGGCCUGUAUUCGCCAAAACGAUUGCUGAUCAGCCAGACCAUCCCCACCCGCUACGAACCAGAUACCCUCAAUGGCCCGCAACGUAUUGCCGUGAAGCUAAGCUUCAAGGGCCUGACACUCAACUACUACUCCAAGUUCAUCGUCUCCAACAUCCCCGCCACCAACGGCCUUAUCCAUGGCAUCGACUCCCUCCUCUUCCCUCCCCUUCCCACCACCCCCCUCCUCUCCCUCCUCCCCUCCUCCUUCAGCACCCUCACCCUCGGCCUCCACCAAACCGGUCUCCUCCCCCUCCCCCCACACACCGGCGCCACCUUCUUCGCCCCCUCCAACUCCGCCUUCAAAAAACUCGGUCCGCGGAUCAACGCCUUCCUGUUCUCCCCGCCCGGCCACAAGUACCUGAAAGCCCUCCUGCAGUACCACAUCGUGCACAACGAGACCCUGUACUCUGACGCCUUCUAUGGGCCCAAGCACGAGGGAAGCUCUACAGCUAUGGAUCCAGACAACGUCGCCCCGCCGCACUUCCACGUCGAUCUCCCCACGCUCCUCGAGGGCAAGCAUCUGAGCGUCGAUGUCGGUCGCUGGGGCCCGUUUGCCGGGAUCCGGAUUAACGGGUUCGCGCGCGUCGCGGUCGCGGAUGGGGUUGCGAAGGACGGCGUGGUGCAUGUGGUGGGGAGGGUGUUGAUCCCGCCUAAGGAGCCGAAGGGGCAGGAGGAUCUGGGACUUUGGAUGGGUGAGGAGAUGGAGGUGGAAGAGUUGGUGGAGAGGCUGGGGCCGUUGGAGGAGAAGGGGUGGAAUUGGGAGUUGUGA
This is a messenger RNA of Eremomyces bilateralis CBS 781.70, 1452 nucleotides long. RefSeq names its product Fasciclin-domain-containing protein. The coding region runs from base 1 to 1452 and encodes 483 amino acids. The transcript is spliced from 2 exons. Gene Ontology annotation, cellular component: fungal-type vacuole membrane. Lineage: Eukaryota; Fungi; Ascomycota; Dothideomycetes; Eremomycetales; Eremomycetaceae. The record is from RefSeq and is a predicted model, not a curated record. Gene Ontology annotation, biological process: macroautophagy.